This is a messenger RNA of Paramecium tetraurelia, 5241 nucleotides long. RefSeq lists its product as uncharacterized. The record is from RefSeq and is a predicted model, not a curated record. Gene Ontology annotation, molecular function: chloride channel activity; protein binding; zinc ion binding. Gene Ontology annotation, biological process: chloride transmembrane transport. NCBI's taxonomy places the organism in Eukaryota, Ciliophora, Oligohymenophorea, Peniculida, Parameciidae. The transcript has 3 exons.
AUGCAAUCAAGAGAUGAAUUUGAGGAGUAGGAGGACAUGAUUAUUGAAGAAAAUUUUAUUAAGAAUGUAGGUUCUAAUCAAAAUUAAAGAUUUGAGAGUGAUUUUACAGUCGAAGAUUAGGAUAAAAGGAAUAUUCUUCAUUAAACUGCAUUAAGACAAGAUAAUAAAGUUUUGGAAAUUUUAAUUGAAGAUUAUAAAAUAUUGCUUAAGGAUAAUAAAAAGAAGAUCAAAAGUACUAGAUAAUAGAAGAAACAGAUUCCCUAAAAAAAUGAAGAUGAUGAGGAAAUAAUUGAGAUUGAUUUUGAUUUUGAGGACAACGAUGGAUUAGAAGUUUAAGAAUAAAUUAAAAAAUAUGUUCAAUAAAAAGAUAUCUUUGGAUGUUCCCCCAUAUAAAUUUGCUGUUUCUUAAAUGACCCUAAAUUGCAAAACAAUAGAUAGGAAUGUUUAAGGAUAUUGAUAGAAAAUGGUUCAGAUGUAAAUUGUAUAAAUCCUCAUAGCAGAUGGGCUCCAUUACAUUGGUGUGCAUUUUAUGGGGACUCAUACAGUGUGUAAUUCCUUCUCAAAAAGAAAGCUCAUACUUUUUUGUGUGAUAACAAUGGACUCUAUCCAAUGGAUUUAGCAGGAAAGAACGGGCAUGAAAAUGUAUUGCGACUGAUAAUAAAACAAACAAUUGAUUUUCUAACAGAAUGCUAGCAAUUUUGGAAUAGUGAAUUAAAAGGGAAAAAUGAAGCUGAAUUUAUAUAACUUCAAGAGAUUUGUAGCAAGCACGAGCCCGAAUUGUAAAACCCUUUAUUAUACACCAAAGUUUUGUACUGGUGUUGUUUUUAUUCAAUUAAUAAGGACAUCUAAGAUAUUUUAAGGAAUUUGCCUAGAAUUUAUAUUAUGUUUCCCAUUAAAUCUUUGGAGGGUUAAUCUUGUUUGCAUGCUUGUUGUUCAAAGAACAAUUAUGAUGCCUUGAAGAUAAUCAUAAAAUCGGAAAUAUUGGAUCUGUCAAUAAGGGGCCCUGAAUCAACUAAUAAGAAGAAACCAUAGAAAAAAUAUAGAGACAGAAAAAACUACUAUUCAAAAGCAUUAGUUAGCUAUUUAGAGACGAUAAGUAGAUAAGAAUUACCAGGAAUAACUUAUAUAUUAGAUAACAGAGAUUCAUCAAUUUACAAGGAAAGAUAUUACCAUGAACUUGAAAGGUAUAGAAUGCAAGAUCUAAAAUACAAGGAAGAAUUACUUAAAAUAACUACAAGAUUCUUGCAAUAACAUGAAUUAAAGAAUGAUAAAGAGUUCUAUAAUAAGACUAAGGAAUUAUUUUGUAAGAACGUCCUAUAAAUUGAUGUAAAGGAUAAUCAUGGAAAUACUGCAUUGCAUUUGGCAUCAUUAAAUGGUGAUUAAAAAAUAAUUAAAUUUCUAUUGAAUAAAUACGCAGAUCCUGAGGCUGAAAACAAUGAGUUUUUCAGAGCAAGACAAUUAACAAAAGAUACUGCUACGUAGAUUUAUUAUGAUGGUUUAAUCAAAAAAAAGAAAUAUGCUCAAAAUCAAAAUUUGGUUCAUUAAUCGAUUGCAGAAAUAUUUGAUAAGCAUAAAUAAAAAAGACAGAAAUAAUUAGUUAACUUUGAAGAUCAAUAUAACUUAAUGGAAAAUAUAGUUAAAAAAUCAUAGUUUUAUAAAUCAUAACUUAAAACAAAGAAGCAAAUCCAGGCUUAAAAGUCAAUAAGAGAAUAAAAGAGCUUGUCUUAGUUUAAUGAGAAUGAGCUUUAGAAGAGUCCAGAUUCAAUCAAGUCUUCAGUUUAAAGAGAGAAUAAGAAUUUUCUACACAAAACAGCCAAAGCUAAAAAAAAUAACAAUUAGGUAAUUCCAUUAAAUGUAUCGACUUCACUUUAAUAAAAGAAAAAAACUAAUUCAUUUGAUUGUUUAGAACAAUUAAUUUUAUUUUCAAGUUAAUUAUUUGUACCGGACAUUGUGUUGAAAUUUGAUCAAUCAGUUAAAACGAACUUAAUUGAUAUUUUUAAAAGACAUAAAGGAUCAGAAAUAGAAGAACAAAAAAGAAUCAUAGAUCAAUAAAUUAAUUUUUAAUUAGAUUUAUUAUAAAAGGCUGAAUUUGAAAUAUAUAUGAUGCAAUCAUUUAUAGCUAAAGAAUCAGUUUACAUUAUGUUAAGAUUGAAAGAAGAGAAAUUGGAGAGGUUGGCAGAAGAAAUGGAAAUGUAAAUUAAAUUGAUUGACUCGUAUGAUUUAGAAUAAUUUAAAUCCGAAUAAAGAAAUAAAUUCGAGCCGUUCCGAUCCAGUUAAAGGUAAAAAAUUGUAUAUGAUCAUCUAAUUAAGUCAGUAAAUUUAGAGUCAUUACUCAAAUCAAAACUUGUUGAAUCCUGUUAUGCUAUGCAUACGUCUGGAGGAAUUUAAAUUGUCAAAAGAUAAUGGUAGAAAUUAUCCUUUGGUUUCAUACCUUAACCAAUAAGUUAGAUUAAGGAUUAUCUUAGUGAAGGCAGAGGAAGAAAUUUCACUUCUUUAACAACUAUGAGAUUAUAUUUUGGGGAAUAGAUUUCAUUUUAUUUUGCAUGGAUAAGUUACUUGUCGUGUGUUUAACUAAUUAUAGCCAUUCCAGGACUUGCACUUUAAUUAUAUGCAAUUUUAUAUGAUUUUCAUUCUGAUUUGAUACCUUAUUGGGUAUUAUUUGUAACAAUAUGGUCUACUGUAUAAAUAGAAUUGUGGAAAAGGAAAACAUCUGAAAUCAACACAAGAUGGGGUUGCAUAGACUAAAUGUUAUAAGCUGAGUCCUCAUAUUAUGAAGGACCUUUGAAGGAUAAGUUUUCAGGAGAUGAAGAAAUCCAUUUCAUCACAAGAAAAUUAACUAAGCAUCAAUAAAUAACCAAAAUGGCAGUGUACUUUAUACUUUUCAUUUUCCUAUUAGCCGUUUUUUUAUUUUGUAGUUUUGCCAUUGUUUAUGGGAUUGAUUUACUUAAAUAAGAACUUAUAGUUUAUAAAGGAUUUAUAUUUUUAUUGGGAGCAUUGUAGGCUAUUGCCAUACAGAUUUUAAAUAUUCUGUUCCUCUACUUUUCUAAAUGGUAUGCAGAUCAAGAAAAUCACAAAUUUGAAUUAAGUUAUCAAAAGUCAUUGAUUUACAAGAAUGUAUUUUUCAGGUUUAUUAAUUCAUAUAUGCCAUUGAUGUAUAUCAUUGUUACUUCCAAUAAAUAUACUCUUGAGGAUAUCUUCUACUUUAUAAUUCCAUUGGUUUUAGUAAAAAAGGCAUAUUAUAUUUUGGUUAGCUUUCUUAUACCAGUAAUAUUGUUGAGAGGAAGCAUAAGAAGUUACUUUAAAAAAGUAAAGGAUAUAACUAUUGAGCAAAAGAAGGUGAGAUAAACCAAUAAAUAACAUCUGUUAUACUUAGAUGAAAUUGAAUAAUUUUGGGAUUACGAUGAGUUUUUAAAAAAUUCAAAACUAGAAUCCUAAGACAACAUAGAUGUAGAUUUACUAGAAUCAGCAGCUAGACCUGUUUUAAAAAUAGAGAGUGAAGAAGUUUUAGAGGAAAAGAUAUUAGAAGAAACUAAGAAUCCUAAAUUUAAAUAUAUGCCCUUUGAAACAAAAAUAGAUGUGGAUGCAAUAGAAUUGAAUUCCUUAAAAGAUGAUUUUGAAGGAACUCUUGAUUAUUUUAUGGAAGCCAUCACUGAUUAUGGAUAUUUUAUUUUGUUCUCUGCUGCUUUUCCAAUAGGGCCAUUUGUUGGCAUUGUUAUGAAUACAAUUGAUAUACAGGUAAAAUUAUAUAAAUUGAUUUACAUGACAAAAAGAGUAAAAUCUGAGAGAGUCCCUGGUAUUGGUUAAUGGCUUAAUGUGUUGGAAUUUCUAAGUGCUACUGGAGUAUUUACUAAUUUUGUUUUACUUUAUUUCAAGCACAGAUAUGCUACUUUAAGGAUGUUUACUGAUUAAGUAGAUUAUGUUAUUCAAAAUGAUUUAGAAUUAUGGUACUUUAUGAGUUGUGUGAUUGCUGUUUCUCUUAUCAAAAUAUUAGUCAGAGAACUAAUACCAGAUAGACCUGAUUGGGUUAUUGAAGAGAUAGAUAAAAUAAAUCAUAGGGAACUUGUUGAACAAUAGUAGAAAACUUAGAUCAAAUUAAAAGAUUUAGAAAAGCACUAUAAAGAAUUAAAGGAGGAUAAUAAGAAGCUAAAAAAAGAAUAAGGAGAAAUGGAAUAUUCUACUGAAAUUAAACUUAAGUAAUUGGAUGCAGAAAUAGUCAAAUUGGAAUAGCAUUUCUUUAGCAUCUCAAAAUACAGAAAAUUAGAUAGAAUAGUUAUGACAGAGUAUGAUAUGAUAGUGUAGAGUGUUAUGAAAAUUAGAUAUUAUCAAAUUGAUAAUGCUUUAAUUGUCAAAAGAAUGCUGUAAUUUUUAUAAGCAAAAUCAUAAGCCCUAUCAAUAUGCUAAGAAUGCGGCAAAAAUCCAACAAUAUUAGAGUGUAUUGAGUGCACUGAACUAUUUUGUGCUGCAUGUUAUUAAAAGUUACAUACCAUCACACAGCAAACUUCGCAUAAUGUUAAUUUAUUGAUUAAGAAAAAUGAAAUAUUAGAGUAAAUAGAAUUGAAUGUAGUUAUUGAUAGACCUAGUUAGAGAAUGGUGCCAAAUGAGUUAUCUAAGCAGAUGAAAUCUUAAAUUAAGAUAACAGAACCAAAAAGAUGUUGGAAAAAAAUUGAGUACUUUUACAUUCCACUUCAAUUAUAAAAUGGAUAACCUAAAUUGAAUGAAUUGUAUAAUCAAUUUGGAGAUUACUACUUAAGAGGUCCUGGAUUAGAAUUUAGAGAUUUUAGAAUUUAAGUAGAAAAGAUUGUUCCGAUUAAGGAGUUAAUAUUAAUAGAGGAUGCUUCUUUGAGAAUUGAGGAUAAAAUCUUUUUAAAUCGAAUUGCUUUUUGUUUAUUUAGGAAGAAAAAGAAUUUAGCUGAAAUCCAGUUAUUCCUCAAACAAUGCAGUACUCUUUAACUUGGUUAGUUAGAGUAGAAAGUCAUUUUAUUUUUUGAUCUUCUUGAUUUGAACGAGGAUGAAGAAAUAUCAAAGGAUGAGUUAGAAAAUCAAUUCUUACUGUCAUUUGUAUAGGAUGUUCGCACUAAUAAAACGAUUUUAGAGAUGAUUGAUUCAUUUUUCACUGAUAAAGUUAAGAAAAGAGAAAAAAAAGAAAUAACUUAAGAGUUUUUCAAUAAAGUGCAAAGAAAUAAUGAUUUUUCAUCGUUUUUAGAAAGUCUUUUAUAAGUCUAAGGAUUAAAAAUUGAUUGA